AAGAUUUAUUUGUCUGAAAGAGUUACAGAAAGGGAGAGGGAGAGAGCCAAAGAGCUCCUCCACCGACUGGUUCGCUUGCCAGAGGGCUGCAGCAGCCAGAGCUGGGCUGCAGCUGAGUUGGUCUACAGUCAGGAGCUUCUUCCAGUCUCCCACCUGGGUGUAGGAGCCUACAGACUUGCCCAUCCUCUGCUGUUUUCCCAGGAGUUGUAUGCACUCCUGGGUGCAGCCACUUUGCAGCCUCGCGGAGGACAGCCUGGGCAACAGUGGUCCUGAGCCAGCGCGGCGCCCUGCAGAGGACCUGAGCAGGAGAGCAGGUGGACAGAGCCAGAGUGAGCUUGGAUCUGGGAGGACGGCUUUGGCAGGCAGGAUCAUGGGCCUCCAGCCCCUGAGCCCCAUACAGCUGCUGUGCCUCCUGGGUGCCCUCAAUAUGCUGCCACGGGCCGGAGCUCUCCUGUGCUAUGAAGCGAUGGCCUCCAACUUCAGAGCGGUCACCUUCCACAACUGGAAAUGGCUUCUGUUGAGGAGUAUGGUGUGCAAACUGCGAGAGGGCUGCGAGGAGACACUAAUAUUCAUUGAGACAGGAAGCAAGAGGGGAGUCGUGGGGUUUAAAGGCUGCACCUCAUCCUUGUCCUACCCCGCGCAAACCUCUUACCUCAUUUCGCCGCCUGGCGUGUCGAUCGCCUCCUACAGCCGCGUCUGUCGGACCUAUCUCUGCAACAAUCUCACCAGCCUGGUGCCUUUUGUGAGGCUCAGGGCGAAUAUGCCUAAGUCUUCCGGGCAAUCGGCCCAGCAGUGCCCCACUUGUGUGGGCAGGCAUGAUAAGGAGUGUCUUCCAAACUUUGUUUCCCUCGAGUCCUGCCCCACUGCCGCGUCUGCAUGUUACGGUUCCACCUUAAAAUUUCAAGAAGGCCGCCUCAACACCACCAUCCUCCUAACGGGCUGUGCGCAGAGCCGCCAGCACUUGCUGGGAGAGUUCCACCACAUCGGGAGCAUCCGAGUGACCGAGGGCCUCAACAUCAUGGACAGGUCCCAGGUUGCUGGCGCCAGACCCGCCCCUCGGGGUCCCGCCUGGAGUGUCCUCUUUGGUUUCCUGCUGGCCUGCAAGCACUGACCAGCCAACCCAGACCUCUUCACCUCACCAAAUAAAGUCUCCGAGCUUUUUUUCUA
Messenger RNA from Ochotona princeps (American pika), 1167 nucleotides. It is a transcript of the gene LYPD4, whose product is annotated as LY6/PLAUR domain containing 4. Gene Ontology annotation, cellular component: plasma membrane raft; plasma membrane. The transcript has 6 exons. Lineage: Eukaryota; Metazoa; Chordata; Mammalia; Lagomorpha; Ochotonidae. The record is from RefSeq and is a predicted model, not a curated record. Bases 209 to 1111 code for a protein of 300 amino acids.